Messenger RNA from Equus caballus (horse), 957 nucleotides. RefSeq names its product cyclin-dependent kinase inhibitor 2A. NCBI's taxonomy places the organism in Eukaryota, Metazoa, Chordata, Mammalia, Perissodactyla, Equidae. Gene Ontology annotation, biological process: negative regulation of cell population proliferation; regulation of G1/S transition of mitotic cell cycle; regulation of cyclin-dependent protein serine/threonine kinase activity. The record is from RefSeq and is a predicted model, not a curated record. Gene Ontology annotation, molecular function: protein kinase binding; cyclin-dependent protein serine/threonine kinase inhibitor activity. Gene Ontology annotation, cellular component: nucleus; cytoplasm.
GCCGUGACAGCACAGGCCCCACGAGGGGCGACUUCACGGGGGGGUGACAUCUGCAGCGCGUGCCGAGCCUAGGGUGCCUCCUCGGAGAACACAUGAACGGCGCUGCCGCCGGGGGAGUCGAGAGGCCGAGUCUGGGGGCCGCUUCCGUCGGAGGAGAGCGCAGGGGCGGGCUGGUCACGAGAGGCUGGGGCGGGCCGCUGGCUCUCCACGGCGGCGGGAGGAGGGGAGAGAGCGAGGGGCGAGCGAUGGGGAGCAGCACGGAGCUCUUGGCCGACAUGCUGUGCACCGCCGCCGCCCGGGGCCGGGUCGAGCUGGUGCAGGCGCUGCUCGAGGCCGGGACCUCACCCAACGCGCUGAACCGUCUCGGUCGGAGCCCGAUUCAGGUCGUGAUGAUGGGCAGCGUCCGCGUGGCCGAGCUGCUGCUGCUCCACGGCGCCGACCCCAACCGUGCCGACCCCGUCACCCUCACCCGACCCGUGCACGACGCGGCCCGGGAGGGCUUCCUGGACACGCUGGUGGCGCUGCACCGGGCCGGGGCGCGGCUGGACGUGCGCGACGCCUGGGGCCGCCUGCCCGUGGACCUGGCUGAGGAGCGGGGCCACCGGGAGGUUGCCCGGUAUCUGCGCGCGGCCACAGGAGGCACAGAGGGCGGUGGCCACGCUGGUACCGACCCCGCGGAAGGCCCCGCAGACGUUAAGUGAUUUUAAACAAUCAUUGAUAUCCGGAGACACUUCGACACAUUUGGAUCUUCAAUCGUCGAAGUUUGAAGAUAAGAACUAUCCCGCCCCACCCAGUUGUUCCCUGCUUAGUUCCAAUUUAUCAAAUAGAGCUUUUUAAAAUACUUUUUUAAAAAAUGCUUUUUAAAAAAAUGCUUUUUUUGUAUGCUGCUUCUUCGCAUGGAUUCUUCCCCUAAAGCCCCAUUUAUAUGUUGUUAUAAAAAGUAAAAAACCAACACUG